Molecule: messenger RNA, 411 nt
Organism: Diversispora eburnea
Lineage: Eukaryota; Fungi; Glomeromycota; Glomeromycetes; Diversisporales; Diversisporaceae
Source: the annotation of a GenBank genome assembly
AUGGCCCGUACUAAGCAAACCGCACGUAAAAGUACCGGAGGAAAAGCACCAAGAAAACAACUUGCUACCAAAGCAGCCCGCAAGUCUGCACCAGCUACUGGAGGUGUCAAAAAACCUCACCGUUAUAGACCUGGUACCGUCGCUUUGCGUGAAAUCCGCCGUUAUCAAAAAAGUACCGAACUUUUGAUCCGCAAGUUACCUUUCCAACGUCUCGUACGUGAAAUCGCACAAGACUUCAAGACAGACUUACGUUUCCAGUCAAGUGCUAUUGGUGCUUUACAAGAAGCUGCUGAAGCAUAUCUUGUCUCUUUGUUUGAGGACACAAACUUGGCUGCUAUUCAUGCUAAACGAGUGACUAUUCAACCAAAGGAUAUUCAACUUGCUCGUCGUCUUCGUGGCGAACGUUCUUAA